AUGCCACUCGCCACAGCCGUGGCGUCCACACGGCAUGACGUCAGCGUCACCACGGGUGGACUUGGGCAGCGAAUGAACUGCUUCAGCCAACUCUCAGCCCUACCGUUGAUCAUGAAACGCAUUAAUUCCCCUGCCGAUGACAACAUCCCUAUUUAUAUCUUCCUUCUCCUCUUCGCAAUACUCCUCCUCAGUUUCCUCGCUACUACCCAGUUCAAGCGAACCUCCAGCUCUCAAUAA
Molecule: messenger RNA, 237 nt
Organism: Penicillium nucicola
Lineage: Eukaryota; Fungi; Ascomycota; Eurotiomycetes; Eurotiales; Aspergillaceae
Product: Branched-chain alpha-ketoacid dehydrogenase kinase/Pyruvate dehydrogenase kinase N-terminal
Exons: 1
Coding region: 1-237 (78 amino acids)
Source: RefSeq, a predicted model, not a curated record